AUGCGGUGUGCAGUUUUUCAGCGACGUCGACGUCGAGAGCACGUGAUGGAACUCAGGACUACGGUUAGACGUGUGAAGGAGCUGGAUAUCGUGGAGCUGCCCGAGCUGAUCCUUGGCGGGGCGACUCUCUCGCCGAGGUACAUCGACGAUCCUUACGAGGUGCCGACGUUGGGGCUUGUGCGGCGCGCGCUGGAGGCCGGGAUAUGCGCGAUUGACACGUCGCCGUACUACGGGAAAAGCGAAGAGAUCUACGGGGAGGCGCUGGCGGCGGUGCGAGAUGAGCACCCACGGGAGACAUACUUCAUCUGCACCAAGGUGGGGCGCGAGGGCCCAUCAGACUUCGACUACUCUGCAGCGCACGUGCGUGCGAGCGUGCAUCGGUCGUGCGCGCGGCUGCACACGGAGUACCUGGACCUGGUGUACCUGCACGAUAUAGAGUUUGUGGAGGCGGCGGGGAUCUGGGAGGCGCUUCAGGAGCUGCGGCGGCUGAAGGACGAGGGCGUGAUCCGGUUCUUUGGGAUCAGCGGGUACCCGGUGGAGCUGCUGCAGGAGGUGAGCGAGCAGGCGUGCGAGCGGCCGGAUGUGGGUCCGUUGGAUGCGGUGCUGACGUACUGCCAGCUCACGCUGCAGUCUGUGCGAUUGUUGGAGCAGGAGGAGCGCUUCUUCCGGCAGUCACGUGUUCGCGUGUUGGGCAACUCGUCCAUCGUAGGGAUGAGGCUGCUGCGGUCGGGCGGGCCACGCCCAUUCCACCCCGCGUCUGUGGAGCUGCGACAGUGCGCCGAGGAGGCGGCCGAGUACUGCGCGGCGCACGGCACGGACCUGGCGGACCUGGCGACGCGCUACAGCCUUGCGGAGUGGCACGGGCGCGGCCCCACUGUGCUGGGCGUGAGCACCAUGGACGAGCUCGAGCGCGCCCUGAAGAACUACCACUUGGUGUUAGAACAGGGCGGGCUGAGCGAGAAGGACACGGCUCUAGUCGAGCACAUUCAAAAACGCAUAUUUGCGGACCACUUGAAUGAGAACUGGCCCUCUGGACUCUGGUCGCGGUUUCUCCGCCGACCAGGCGCGGUUCCUACGUAA
Molecule: messenger RNA, 1080 nt
Organism: Eremothecium gossypii ATCC 10895
Lineage: Eukaryota; Fungi; Ascomycota; Saccharomycetes; Saccharomycetales; Saccharomycetaceae
Gene: ARA2
Product: D-arabinose 1-dehydrogenase (NAD(P)(+)) ARA2
Exons: 1
Coding region: 1-1080 (359 amino acids)
Biological process (GO): dehydro-D-arabinono-1,4-lactone biosynthetic process
Cellular component (GO): cytosol
Molecular function (GO): D-arabinose 1-dehydrogenase [NAD(P)+] activity
Source: RefSeq, marked provisional